This is a messenger RNA of Mugil cephalus (flathead mullet), 6547 nucleotides long. It is a transcript of the gene hcfc1b, whose product is annotated as host cell factor C1b. The coding region runs from base 1929 to 6113 and encodes 1394 amino acids. The record is from RefSeq and is a predicted model, not a curated record. Gene Ontology annotation, biological process: regulation of DNA-templated transcription; chromatin remodeling. Gene Ontology annotation, cellular component: histone methyltransferase complex. The transcript has 30 exons. Gene Ontology annotation, molecular function: transcription coactivator activity; protein binding. Lineage: Eukaryota; Metazoa; Chordata; Actinopteri; Mugiliformes; Mugilidae.
CAUCACAUCACAUCUCAUCACACAUCACAUCACAUCACAUCACACAUCACAUCACAUCACAUCACACAUCACAUCACAUCUCAUCACACAACACAUAACAUCACAUCACAUCACACAUCACAUCACACGUCGUUGGACAGUUUUCUACCUGUGGCUGUGGAUUUCCUCCUUUGUCCCGACAGAAACCAUAGAACACGUCGCCCGGUUAAAGCUUCGUUAUCAGAGGCUGUGACACUUUUUAUUCUUUAAUGAAUUUGUAUUUUUAAUAAAUAAAUCGCAUUUUUAAUUCAUCUGUUUUCAGUUUGAUAAAUAAAUCAGGUAAUAAGUCCUGGAGGUUCCUCCAGGUCCAGGUCCAGGUCCAGUCCAGGUCCAGACUCUAGUCAUGUGACCUUCGGGUGAUAAAAAACAGACAUUUAGAGGAAACAGUCCAGAUGAGUUCUUCUUCUCUGGUGUCCCUGGAGUUAGCAUUAGCUUAGCCUCCUUACUGCUACAGAGGGUGGUGUUCGCUAGCUGGCUCCUCAGCAGGAUGGGUUUAAAUAUGUUAACAUCUUCAAACAGCUCCUAACAGCUGAGACGCCUGUUGAUUCUGGUGUGUUGUCAGAAUCUUUAUCGUCAUUGAACAGAAAGCACAGCGGAGCCGUUUACAGUCCCAUUCAGUGCAAAUAAAUAAACCGAUCUGAACAUGUUCCUAUUUACAGAGAUGAAAGAGAAUAAUUCAUGAAUAGACCUGUGUAAUAUGUGUGUGUGUGUUUAUACAACUGGUGCUUUCAUGAAUUGCACAGGUCAGUUAAAGAAGAGGAAAACCAUCCCACGCUCAGUCUUUAUUACAAGAGUUUUAGGACGUUUGUUCUAAAAUAUGGAUCAUUUCCCCAAAUGAGUCCAGUCUAACAGCUCCACUUCUCCUCCUCCAUCCUCCAGCUGAAUCACCAUCAAAUCAUACUACUGUACCUAAUGAAGUGGCCGGGGAGAGUUUUUAUAAUUCAUAGUUUUGUUCAAUAAGUCUUUGAAAUGAAAGGUUUCUGAUUCCUUUAACCGUAUAUAGACUUUUUGCCCUUGUGUUUCUAAAACUUUAUUUUCUGUUGUGAGGACUCGGGACUAAUCAGUGAUGAAUAAUUAACAGCUUCAUUUAGAAAGGAGGCCAGUAUCAUUUAGCUAACAAAUAAUUCUAAAGUAGUGAAUAAAACAUUAUAAUUAUAAUAAUGUUUGGAUCUGUUUAAGUGCUUCUGAGUCCUCUAUGGUUUUUAUUUUAUUUUAUGUUAUUUUAUUGUAUUUUAUGAGAGAACGGUACUUGUGUUAAAGUCUGAAGUGACCAAACUCUGACUGAACGCUGUUAGCCGUUAGCCACCUAGCUUCUCUGCCAUUUUCCGCCGCUCAGUGUUUUGUUUGGUUGCUGUUAGCAGCAAGAUGGCGGCUCCCAUCCCGGCGCUUAGACCCGCUGCUCUGCACAUUUAACAGCCGCUCCUGGCCUCCGCAGAGCUCCGUCACACUGGUGCAUUCAGCAGCCGGUCAGAGAUGGAAGUGAGGCUGGAAAUGCAUUAGUUUUUGUGCUGCUUUCUGUUAAUACGAGCUGCUACCGGCGGCUAACUGUCCAUCCCGCACUGAGCUAACUGAAAGGACCAAAAUGGCGGACUAUCCGCUGCGGCCUGCGGCCUAGUCACAGUCAACAGUGCUCCCUGUUAGAUACACGUCUGGAUAUUUGCAGGAGGGAGUUAUUCCCUUUGUUUGAUUAAAAUCAGCUGGUUCCUGUCUCCAGAAACGCUUUUUGGCCCCGUUAGCAGAAGCUAGUUACUUUUCUACUUCAUUAGCCUACGAGCUAGUCCGUGGAGCUAGUUAGCGCGCUAAUGCUAACCGAGACUUUCUGACUACUCUCGACUGAGUUCGGAUUUCACCGAGGAUCUGGAGGAGGACCAGACACGGACAUCGCCGCCAUGGCAUCGGAACCCGCCACCCCCGCGGUGCUCCGGCCCCGAUGGAAGCGCGUCGUGGGUUGGACCGGCCCGGUGCCGCGGCCCCGGCACGGACACCGAGCCGUGGCCAUCAAGGAGCUAAUGGUGGUGUUCGGUGGAGGGAACGAGGGGAUCGUGGACGAGCUGCACGUCUACAACACGGCCACUAAUCAGUGGUUCGUCCCGGCGGUCCGAGGAGACGUCCCGCCCGGCUGUGCCGCCUACGGCUUCGUGUGCGACGGGACGAGGCUGCUGGUGUUCGGAGGGAUGGUGGAGUACGGCAAAUACAGCAACGACCUGUACGAGCUGCAGGCCAGUCGCUGGGAGUGGAAGCGACUGAAGGCUAAACCUCCAAAAAACGGCCCCGCCCCCUGCCCCCGCCUCGGACACAGCUUCUCUCUGAUUGGCGGCCAGUGCUUCCUGUUCGGAGGACUGGCCAAUGACAGCGAAGACCCCAAGAACAACAUCCCCAGGUACCUGAACGACCUGUACUGUUUGGAGCUGCGACCCGGCUCCAGCGUGGUCGGCUGGGAGAUCCCAGCGACGUCCGGGCCGGCGCCGCCACCCAGAGAGAGCCACACGGCGGUGGUGGCGAGUGGGCGUGGCCCCAACCGGCUCAUCAUCUACGGGGGGAUGAGCGGCUGCAGACUGGGAGACCUCUGGGUCCUCGACAUCGAGACUCUGGUGUGGAGUAAACCUGUCCUCGGUGGAACGGCCCCCCUCCCUCGAAGCCUGCACUCAGCCACCACCGUCAAAAACAAGAUGUAUGUCUUUGGAGGUUGGGUUCCUCUGGUGAUGGACGACGUCAAAGUGGCGACUCAUGAGAAGGAGUGGAAAUGUACCAACACACUGGCCUGCCUCAACCUGGACUCGAUGUGCUGGGAGACGGUGCUGAUGGACACGGUGGAGGACAACGUCCCCAGAGCUCGAGCGGGUCACUGCAGCGUCAGCAUCAACUCCAGACUCUUCAUGUGGAGCGGCAGGGACGGAUACAGGAAGGCCUGGAACAACCAGGUCUGCUGCAAGGACCUCUGGUACCUGGAGACAGAGUGUCCCUGUGCCCCGUCCCGGGUGCAGCUGGUCCGGGCCAACACCUCGUCCCUGGAGGUGAGCUGGGGCCCGUCCCAGACCGCGGACACGUACCUGCUGCAGCUCCAGAGAUACGACGUCCCCUCCACACCUGCAGCCUCCUCCCCCUCCUCCAGCGCCGCCCCCAUCCCCGCCGUCCCGGUCGCCACGGCGCCAGCCAUCCAGAGCGCCUCGCUGCCUGGCAUCACUCUGCUCCCCUCACCCACCGCCCCCGGUCCUGGAAGCCCAUUGGCCGUCAGAGCUCCAGCGGUCCUGAAGGCGGCGGCGGCGGCUCCGGGUGCAGUGGGCGGAGCCUCCAUCGUCACAGUGAGGCAGACCACGCCCAAAUCCCAGCCAAUCGGCAGCAGCCCUCAGAUGAGUGGCAUGGCGGCGCUGGCAGCGGCGGCGGCAGCGACUCAGAAGAUCCCCCCGUCCACAGCGUCCCCAGUUACCAAGGUGAGCAACGCCACCACUCGGAUGUUGAAGACAGCGGUGGCUCAGGUGGGCGGGGCUUCUCUGGUCUCCUCCCCCGCCGGGACUCCUGGCCGACCAAUCAUCACGGUCCAUAAGUCGGGCACGGUGACAGUGUCUCAGCAGGCACAGGUGGUCACCACGGUGGUGGGCGGAGUCACAAAGACCAUCACUCUGGUCAACAGUCCCCUGGGCAUGGGAAGGGGCGGGGCUCUGAUUGGUAACCUUGGUAACCUUGGUAACCUGGGGAAGGUGAUGUCGGUGGUCCAGGCCAAACCGGUCCAGGCUGGAAACAGCCCAGUCACACAGAUCCUCCAGACGAAGGCUUCCCUCCCAGCAGGGACCAUCCUUAAACUCGUAUCUUCAGCUGAUGGUAAACAGACGACCAUCUUGACUUCAUCUCAGGCCGGAUCCAACAAACCCACCAUCCUGGGCGUCGCCCCGGCAACCUCCAAACCCGGAGCCACCAUCAUCAAGACCAUCCCGAUGUCGGCCCUGCAGGGGGGAGCAGGUGGGAAUAGUCCGAUCACCAUCCUGACCACCAAGAUGGUGACUUCAGGGACCACAGGAAAACUCCUCACUGCUGUCCCUAAGAUAUCUACAGGAGGCCAGCAGGGGGUCACACAGGUGGUGCUGAAAGGAGCUACAGGUGCGCCAGGUACGAUCCUCAGGACCGUCCCAGUGGGCGGAGUCAGGCUGGUGUCACCAGGAGCUGCUGGAACCACGCUGGUUGUCAAGGCAACCACAGGUGUCUCCACCCUGGGGACGGGGACAGGGACCGUCUCCACCCUGGCCCGCCAGAUCACCACGGCAACCGCUGCCACUGGACCCAAGCAGCAGGUGACUCUGAUCACGACACCGAGCGGCGCCGAGGCUCAGGAUCUGGUCCAGGACCUGGUCCAGGACCUGCCCGUCUCCAUCAUGGCCUCCCCUACAUCAGAGGAACCAGGCAGUACUACUACUACCACUAGUACUAGUACUGCAGAGGGAGGAGGACACUCUGCUGCAGUGACGCUGGUCUGCUCCAACCCCCCAUGUGAAACCCAUGAGACCGGAACCACCAACACCUCCACAGUGUCCUCAGCCGGCAUGAACCAGGACCUGCAGGUGAGUUCAGGUCCCCCCAUCUGCUCCAACCCCCCAUGUGAAACCCACGAGACCGGGACCACCAACACCUCCACCAUGGCUGGAGCCGGAGGCGUCCACCAGGUGUGUUCGAACCCUCCAUGUGAGACCCACGAGACCGGGACCACCAACACCGCCACCACGGCUACAGCUCAGCAGGGCGGAGACUCAGACUCCACAGACCCCGCCUCCUCCUCCGACCCCACCUCCUCCACCACAGCCAAUCAGAGCAGAGCUAUCACCACUGUUACACAGGCCACGCCCACACCUGGACCAUCCAUACCUGAGAUCACCUCAUUGGUCGGAGCCGAUAGGGCGGAGUCCUCAGAGGCCGUCGCCAUGGUGACGUCAGAGAGUCAAGCAGAGGGUGUGAUGUCAUCAGCACAGAUGGCGUCCUCAGAGGACGGUCUUCCCCAGGAGCUGAUGUCAUCAGAAGGGGACGGAGCCUUGGAUCAGUUGGCUGUUACUACAGCAACAGAGGAGGCAGCGAGACAGAGUGGCGAGUCCUCGAUGGACCGGUCCAUUCCCAUCGUCCUGACGCAGCAGGAGCAGCAGUUUCAGGACGUCCACAACCAACCAGAACCAGAACCAGAACCCCAGACCAGCAGCAUCCCCACAGAGGGCCUUGCUCCGGCCGACAGCCUCAACGACCCGGCAGCAGAGACCAACGAGCACGAGCUGACAUCAUCGGCGGUGACGAGCGCUGUUGCCCGAUUGGCCAGCACGUUUGGCCCCGCCCCCGUUCUGAAGAGUCGAGCAGCUGCAGCGCCACCGGAGGCGAGCAACGGAAUUACCGCAACGGCAACGGCUGUCCACGUGAAGCCGCCAGCGAAGGAGAAUCAGUGGUUCGAUGUCGGCAUCGUCAAAGUCACCAAUGUGGUGGUCACGCAUUACUACAUCCCCUACGACGACAAGAUGGCCGACGACGACUCGGGUACGGUGCCCGACUACAGUCAGAUGAGGAGGGUGGAGCUUCAGCCGGGGACGGCGUACAAGUUCCGCGUGGCCGGGAUCAACAUCUGCGGCCGCGGGUCCUUCUCUGAAGUCUCUGCGUUUAAAACGUGUCUGCCCGGGUUCCCUGGAGCUCCGUGCGCCAUCAAGAUCAGCAAGACGGUGGGCGGGGCCCAGCUGACCUGGGAGCCUCCUGCCGUCACGUCGGGACCGAUCACCGAGUACUCGGUCUACCUGGCCAUCCGGUCCAGCCAGGCCUCCUCCUCCUCCUCCGGGUCCGGCCCGGCCCAGCUGGCCUUCAUGAGGGUGUACUGCGGUACCGGCGCAUCCUGCCUGGUCCAGGCCUCCAGUUUGGCCAACGCCCACAUCGACUACACCACCAAGCCCGCCAUCAUCUUCCGCAUCGCGGCCCGUAACCAGAAGGGCUACGGGCCGGCCACGCAGGUCCGCUGGCUGCAAGAAACCAGUAAAGACGCCAAACCAGCCAAGAGACCAGGAGCCUCUCCAGACCUGAAACCUGCCGGACCAAAAAAGUUCAGAACCGACCAAUAGGAGGAGCCGGACUUCUGCCGACACCUGUGACUGGCUGCGGAGGAGAAGGGGGCGGGGCUCUGGAAAUGAAAGACUUGUAGGAUAUCUGUACAUUGUUCCCAAGCUGCUGUCGUUGCCACGGAGACGGUGACAACAUUUCACUGGUUUGGGGGUCAGAGGUCACCUGCUGUAUGUGGGCGGGGCUUCUGCAGCUCUGUUGUAAAGUAAUUAAUUAAUUACCUCCUGUAGCAUCAAAACAUUUAUUUUGUUUUUUAUUUUUAUAAACUUAUGUAAAGAAACGAGUUGUUUUUUUUUUUCUUCUUCUUCUUCUUCUCUCCCAUUGGUCAUUUCUUCUGACCAGGAAGUGAAUUUCCAGCAGUUUGAAAAUAAAUGUCAGACCAAAUGUUUGUGAAUAUUCUCUGGAUCAAUAAAGAUUUUUAGAGCAGCUUUUUUUA